Echinostoma caproni is the source of this 303-nucleotide messenger RNA. The record is from the annotation of a GenBank genome assembly. Lineage: Eukaryota; Metazoa; Platyhelminthes; Trematoda; Plagiorchiida; Echinostomatidae.
AUGACCGCUUACCACUCGGUAACCAACGGGAUGGCCGAGCGUUUUCACCGACAACUGAAAAGUGCUCUGGCAGCACAAACGAAUCCAGAGUGGAAGGAGUCUUUACACUUAGUCCUCUUAGGUUGCAGAUCAGCUUUGAAAGCUGAUCUGCAGUCCACACCGGUUAAGUUGACUUUCGGUCGAACAUUGCGUCUCCCAGGAGAAAUGGUGACACCGAUUCCACCAACCGACUUCAACUACAGUGACUAUGCAGCUCGUUUAGUACAUCGCAUGAAACAGUUGCAUAUUCACCCACCUCGCUAA